UGCUUCAUUGAGCUAAUGUUUAAUGCAGCUUCUGGGAACUUAUUCCUGAGAUAAACUGCCAGUUUCUGGGUGUAACCGAGCCUGAGGAAUCAGCAGAUCUAUCACUGGGUAAUUCCCACUUGCCGACAAGUACAAACUUAUUGUGAAAUAUCUUGCCUCGGUAUAAAGCAAACAAAGUGAAAGUACAAGAGAGAAUCAGAAACGAUGGAUGUGGAUCAGCUUAGAGAAUAUAUCCGAUCAUUCAGCCUUAAUGAAUGCCCACUGGGGAACCAGGGCUACAAUCGCAUUCUCCUUCAAGUCUUUGGGUUCCUGGGGCACGGCAAGUCUUCUCUCAUCAACUCCUGUAAAUAUGCUCUGCUGGAUACAGAGUUCAAAAAGCAUGCGGAGGCUGCAGCCAAUGACGGUGGCCUGACCAUGGAAAGAAAGACCUAUCCCCUUACAGGGACAAUCAUAAUGGUGGAUAAUAGAGGAUGUGCCAUGAUAAAUGCCUUUGAGAUGGCGGAAAUCUACGCUCAGCUGUGUAACUUUGUGCCACUGGAACAGAGAGUAGAAUGGAACAAGAAUUAUGAGGACAUGAUGUUCCGUGUGGAGGAUGAUGACGUGGAUCCAAAUUUUACAGAUUUCAUUGUUCCAAUAUUUGUCUACAGUGUCAGGAAAGAAAUAACUGCCGCAGAAAUAGAAGAAAUUAAACCUUUUCUUAAAAACUGCCGAGACCUUACAGGAAUAUUUCCCAUCAUUGUCCUCACAAACAAGACCAGUGGUGAUAUUGCCAAGCUGCGCAAUAUAUUUGAAGGCAUGGGGGCAGAGGAGAUACUGGCAGUGGAGAAUUAUACAGACGAGGACCAUUUUAAAACACGUGGGAGACACACACUGUUCCUGGAACUGAUCCAUAAAGCUCUGAAAGACGUGAACUUUUGUAUGAAAGACCAGAGGAACCCAAAAAAGGAGAGAGCACAACGCAAAAAAUUUCUUCUGAAAUACGUGCACGAAAGGGAUAAGAAUCAACCACCGAGUCAAUAAUAACAACAAUAACUGCCAGAAGUCAGCAGAGUUAACAAAUGCCUUAUACUAUAAUGUUUCUUCAGUGUUAGGAGAUUUACUAACUUUGUAAAAAAAUUCUAGACCUUUUUCCACUUUUUUUCAGAAAAUACAUAAACUACUGUUUGUGCAAAUACAGGAAUGGGAUCUAUUAUAUUCUCCUGAACACUUUGACGCCAUUGGGAGCCAGCUUUUUACAUUUGUCUUUGCCCUAAAAAUGCAAUUCAGUAAUCAUCAAGAUACUGGGGCAUAUUUAUCACAUAUAUUACCUAUAGCAACCAAUCAGUGAUUAGCUUUUUAAAGCCAGCUGCAAGUAG
Xenopus laevis (African clawed frog) is the source of this 1355-nucleotide messenger RNA. RefSeq lists its product as uncharacterized. Lineage: Eukaryota; Metazoa; Chordata; Amphibia; Anura; Pipidae. The record is from RefSeq and is a predicted model, not a curated record. The transcript has 4 exons. Bases 205 to 1020 code for a protein of 271 amino acids.